Messenger RNA from Labrus mixtus (cuckoo wrasse), 2996 nucleotides. Its product is annotated as toll-like receptor 2. Gene Ontology annotation, biological process: inflammatory response; toll-like receptor signaling pathway; immune response. Lineage: Eukaryota; Metazoa; Chordata; Actinopteri; Labriformes; Labridae. The transcript has 2 exons. Gene Ontology annotation, molecular function: triacyl lipopeptide binding; protein binding; transmembrane signaling receptor activity. The coding region runs from base 146 to 2524 and encodes 792 amino acids. The record is from RefSeq and is a predicted model, not a curated record. Gene Ontology annotation, cellular component: membrane.
AAAAGGAAAUAAUUAGCAUGUUAGAGAAGAAGUGCUGCUAUGAAACAUAUGAACAAGUUAAUGCCUCGUUCAGUCAUGCUGUGACUGUUGAACACCGACAAGAAUUGAACCUGCAAGACAUAAAGGACUCAUUCAGCGGCUCAAGAUGACACUCAUGACCUAUCUCAUGUUUGUCCUGCUUAUGCAUCAAAGCUUCUCAUCUUCCAGACCUCAGUGUCACAGCUGUGAACCAACAUCCUGUGACUGCUCCAGACAAAAUCUCAGCGACGUCCCUGCAGCCCCUUCAAAGCUCAUCACUGAACUCAAUCUAUCAUUCAACAUGUUAAAGACAAUACGUCACAGUGAUUUUGAUUCAUAUGCCAGUUUACAGUCUUUGAUCAUGAAUAACAACGAAAUCAAUGCAAUCCACGAGCAAGCAUUUGUCAAGCUGGCUACAUUGGAGAAACUGGACUUGUCCUUUAACAGAUUGGAGAUUUUGUCUGCUGGAUGGUUCAAGAACCUUUAUUCUCUGCAGCAUUUGAAUCUUUUAGGGAACACAUAUAAAAUGUUAGGUCAAGGCAAUCUCUUCGAGCCACUGAAGAGAUUAAAGAGCCUUUGUUUUGGAGGACCAAACUUUCUAUAUCUCAGAAAAAGUGACUUUUCCGGUCUCAGUCAUCUUGAAGAAGUAGUUUUUCAUGGACCCAACCUUCAGGAUUAUGGGGAAGGUAGCUUGAGACAAAUCGGGCCAAUUCAGUUCAUAACACUCAAUCUGAAUUUUCCGUUUCUGACAGAAUCAUCACUGGUAGAAACUAUUUUGUCGGAUGUCGUUCACGCAAACACAACCCUGACUUUCACCGACACGGGGUUCUUUACAACAGCUCAGCUCUUACCAUUUCAUGUGGUCUCAGAAAGUGGAACCAGAAGAAUCGUUUUUAAAAAUAUGACCAUGACAUUUGCAGCCGUUUUGGCACUUAUCGAUCAAUUGUCAGACUCAAAUAUAACUAUGUUUACGCUUGAAGAUAUAACGCUCUUCUUGAGUUUUGAAUUCUUUUUCAUAGAUCGACUUAACUUUGAACACUUGGAGGAGGUUGUUUUCAAAAAUAUCGACAUCCCUCAGUUUUACGGUUUUCCAGCCCCAAAUUUCCUGGAACCUCUGCUGAAGGUAGUGCGUCGGGUUUCUGUUGUAAACUGCGAUGUGUUUGCCAUACCUUGUGAGUCCUCUGUCCUUUUCUCGCAAACGGAGUAUUUGGACUUAAGCGAAAACUAUUUCACAGAUCUGGCUCUUAGCAAAUUGAUGUGUGACGGCCAAGGUGUUCUACAGAGUCUGCGAACCCUCAAUGUCAGCCGGAACCACCUGCUGGUAAUAAACAGCCGGAUCUUCAGCAAACUGGAAAAGCUUGAAAACAUCGACAUUAGUGGAAAUAAGUUUGACAGUACUCCUGAGUCCUGUUACUGGCCACCCAGUCUACAGUUUUUUAACCUUUCAUCAUCACGUUUAACUAAAGUGACCGCUUGUUUGCCGGUGAGUUUACGCAUUCUCGAUCUGUCACACAAUGCGUUGACAGUGUUCAACAUCGAGCUGCCUUUUCUCACAGACUUAUACAUCUCUGGAAACAAGCUAAGGAGUUUGCCAGAUGGGGGUUUCUAUCCUCAUCUCGCAGUGCUCUCCAUUCAAAACAACGACUUGCACACGCUCAGCAGAGAUAUUUUAAAUGGUUAUGAUAACCUCAAGAGUCUGGAGGCCAGUUCUGACACGUACGUCUGCUCAUGCGACUUUGUAGCUUUCAUGACAAGUGACCCGACAAACCAUCGGGUCACAAUCGUGGAUGAGUUCAAGUCGUACAUCUGCGACUCCCCAGACGCUGAGAGAGGACAGAGUGUUGGAGAUGUGAGGUUGUCUGUGUUUGAGUGUCAUACAGCUUUAGCUUUUUCUUUACUCUGCUUAGUAAUUGUUGCAGUGAUUCUUCUCAUUGCAGGUUUGUGUUUCAAAUUCAACAUUUUCUGGUAUUUAAAGAUGACCUGGACCUGGCUAAGAGCUAAGAGGAAGCCAAAGCUAAAGAAGGGACAGCUAGAGUUUGAUGCUUUUGUGUCCUACAGUGAAAUGGACUCUGGGUGGGUUGAUGCACACCUGAUCCCAGAGCUUGAGCAGGCUGAGCCUCAUCUCCGGCUCUGCCUUCACAAGAGAGACUUUAUUGCCGGAGGCUGGAUCCUGGACAACAUCAUGGACGCCAUAGAGAGGAGUCACAGAACACUGUUUGUCAUCUCUCAGCAUUUUGUAAUGAGCGAAUGGUGCAAGUACGAGCUAGAUUACACUCAUUUUAGACUGUUCGAUCAUAACGUGGACACAGUUGUACUGAUUCUGUUGGAGCCCAUAGACAAAAAUAGCAUCCCUAAAAAGUUCUGUAAGCUGCGGAGGGUCAUGAACUCCAGGACGUACCUGGAGUGGCCUGAUGAUGACGACCAGAUCCCUAGAUUCUGGCAGAGCCUGAGAACAGCUAUAAUGAGACCUGAGGCAGAUGAUAGGGUUAUAGACACUGUGGCCUAAUAUGGGGCGACUGUGGCUCAGUUGGUAGAGUCGAUCGUCUCUCAAGCGGAAGGUUGGGGGUUCGAUGCCCAGCUCCUGUAGAAACAUGUCCGAUGUGUCCUUUGGCAAGACAAUUAAGCCCAAAUUGCUCCCGCUGCUUAUUCAGUGGCAUAUUCAUGUGUAUUAAUGGGAUUAGUUACUUCUGAUGGUAGCAACCUCUGCCAUCAGUGUGUGAAUGGGUGGGUUUGACAUGCGGUGAAAAAAGCACUUUGAGUAGUCAGAAGAGAGAAGUGCUAAUCCGAAUUAGAAUCAGCCAGUGCAUUUGACUUCCUCAUGUAGAUGCUCCUAAAAUAAAUAAAAAUGCAGUCAGACAAUACAACUAGUAUUGCUCUUUUGCUCUUUCAUUGCAACUGUAUUAAGGGGUUAAUUGUCCACCAGCUUGUACAUGUGCCAGCUUAUUAUAGCAACAGAACUGGAUCUCGUGGGUAUCCAC